Molecule: messenger RNA, 3008 nt
Organism: Syzygium oleosum
Lineage: Eukaryota; Viridiplantae; Streptophyta; Magnoliopsida; Myrtales; Myrtaceae
Product: pentatricopeptide repeat-containing protein GUN1, chloroplastic
Exons: 4
Coding region: 114-2771 (885 amino acids)
Cellular component (GO): chloroplast
Molecular function (GO): protein binding
Source: RefSeq, a predicted model, not a curated record
AAUCUCGAAAGCCCCCCCUCCCCCUCCCCCCCCCCCCAGACGGGCGGAGCAGAGAGCGUGUACGCGCGAGAUAAAGAUCGAUCUUUUCGGGGCGGAGCAAUUUGGACCCGCGAAUGGCUUCGUCGACGCCGCCGCACUGCUCCCUCACCGCGUCGAAGCCGUACCAGAACCACCCUUACCCCCAGAAGAACCAGCGCCAGAACCCCAACCAGCACCGCCACCCCCACCCCCACCAGCACCAGCAGCACAGCCGGAGCAACCCCAGGUGGACCGCCGCGCACAAGGUCGCCCUCGCCAAGCCCCCGCUGCCGUCGCCGCACAGCCCGGCCGCCCAGCCGCCCUCCGCCACCGCCGCGGCCACCGCGGCCGCGACCGCCAACGCCGCCGAAGACCCUUCCUUUCCCUCCCUGUCCCCUCUGAAUGCCCCGAAAUCGGAUCUUGGGCCGGAGUUCUCGGGCCGCCGGUCGACCCGGUUCGUGUCGAAGAUGCCCGUCGGCCGCCCCAAGACUGUCGUCGGCGCCCGCCGCACCUCCGUCGCUGACGAGGCCCUUCAGCACGCCAUUCGGUAUGGUAAGGAUGAGAAGGGUCUCGAGAAUGUGUUGCUUACCUUUGAGUCUAAGCUGCGUGGGGCCGAUGAUUAUACUUUCUUGCUGCGGGAAUUCGGCAAUAGAGGUGAGCAUUUGAAGGUUCUUCAGUGUUUCCAGUUUGCGGUGCGGAGAGAGAGGCGUAAGAAUGAGCAGGGGAAAUUGGCUAGUUCUGCGAUAAGUAUUCUUGGUAGGCUUGGGAAGGUUGACCUCGCGAGGAGUGUGUUUGACACAGCUUUCAGGGAAGGGUAUGGUAAUACCGUUUAUGCAUAUUCUGCUCUGAUUAGCGCGAUUGGCCGUAAUGGGUAUUGCGGUGAGGCGAUUAAGGUUUUCGAGACAAUGAAGAACAAUGGGUUGAAGCCGAAUUUGGUCACUUUCAAUGCAGUGAUCGAUGCAUGUGGUAAAGGGGGUGUGGAGUUAGACAAGGUAUUGUGUAUUUUUGAUGAGAUGUUGAAGAAUGGGGUACAGCCCGACAGGAUAACUUAUAACUCUCUUCUUGCGGUUUGCAGCCGUGGGGGUUAUUGGGAGGCGGCAAAUAAUUGGUUCAAUGAGAUGGUGGAUAGAGGGCUUGACCAGGAUAUUGUCACGUAUAAUACGUAUCUGGAUGCUUUAUGCAAAGGUGGUCAGAUGGAAUCAGCUUUGGAGAUCAUGGCGCAGAUGCCCGCAAAGAAUAUCAUGCCCAAUGUAGUCACUUACAGUACGAUGGUCGAUGGGUACGCAAAGGCUGGGAGGUGUGAUGAGGCAUUGAGUAUCUUUAAUGAUAUGAGGUUUUUAGGUAUUGAUUUGGAUCGGGUAUCAUAUAAUACUUUGCUCACGACAUAUUCGAAGCUCGGUAAUUUUCCGGAGGUUGUGGAUAUUUGUAGGGAAAUGGAUUAUUGUGGCGUUGAGAAGGACGUUGUAACUUAUAAUGCACUCUUGGGAGGGUAUGGCAAGCAGGGAAAGUAUGAUGAUAUGACGAGAGUGUAUAAGGAGAUGAAAGCAGCUCGAGUGUGCCCGAAUCUGUUGACCUACUCGACCCUGAUUGAUAUGUACUCAAAAGGUGGCUUGUACAGGGAGGCCAUGGAUGCUUUUAAAGAGCUUAAGCAGACUGGGUUGAAGCCUGAUGUUGUCCUUUAUAGUGCACUAAUUGAUGCCCUGUGCAAGAAUGCAUUGGUUGAAUCUGCUGUUUCUUUACUUCAUGAGAUGACAAGGGAGGGUAUAAACCCUAAUGUUGUCACCUACAAUUCUAUAAUUGAUGCUUUUGGUAGAUACAUGACUGCUGAAGCUGAAUUUGAUGGCAAUGGACCUUCAUAUCCAUUGCUUAUCGAGGAUCUUACAGAGAACAAAACAGCAGAUGCGAAAGGAGAUAGCCGAAUCAUGAAGUAUUUUGGGCAGCUGGCAUCUGAGAGGGCGGGCUCAUCGAAGAAAGACAGCAGAGGCAGUCAGGAAAUUCUUUGCAUUCUGGGAGUGUUUAAGAAGAUGCACGAGCUAGAGAUCAAACCUAAUGUCGUCACUUUUUCUGCUAUUCUGAAUGCAUGCAGCCGAUGUAAUUCCUUUGAAGAUGCUUCUAUGCUUUUGGAGGAACUUCGCAUGUUUGACAAUCAAGUCUAUGGUGUGGCGCAUGGACUUCUGAUGGGCUACCGGGAGACUGUCUGGGCUCAAGCCCAAUCCCUUUUUGAUGAAGUGAAACACAUGGACACUGCAACUGCAUCUGCCUUUUAUAAUGCUCUCACCGAUAUGCUUUGGCACUUUGGUCAGAGACAUGGUGCCCAAUUGGUUGUACUUGAAGGCAGACGUCACCAAGUGUGGGAUAAUGUCUGGUCAGAUUCUUGCCUAGAUUUGCACCUGAUGUCUUCGGGGGCUGCUCGGGCCAUGGUUCAUGCAUGGUUGCUGAACAUACGGUCUAUUGUAUAUGAAGGUUAUGAGCUGCCUAAACUGCUGAGCAUUUUGACGGGAUGGGGCAAGCACAGUAAAAUAGUGGGCGACGGUGCACUUAGACGAGCCAUCGAGGCCCUCCUAACUGGCAUGGGCGCACCCUUUCGGCUAGCCAAGUGCAACAUAGGUAGGUUCAUAUCGACGGGUUCUGUAGUGGCUGCUUGGCUGAGAGAGUCUGGCGCACUUAAGGUUCUUGUACUUCAGGAUGACAGAAGUCAUCCCGCAAGUGGCCGGAUUCAUAAAAUCUCGGAUUUGCAAACGCUGCCCUUGUAGCCUAUCUGUAUUAUCUGACCUUUCGGUGUUAGUUGUUAAUAAUCCUUGUAAAUUAUGAACUUGAGCGACUUCUCCAACUUCAAUUCUCCUUGAACCUGUGCUGGCGUUCGGAACACUGUCGGUUUCUGGAGUUUAAAACAGUUUCUGUAGUUAAAUUGCUGUCUUAAUAAGUUGAAACUUCUGAGUGUAGAUUAUAUUUUUUGGUUGGAUUCUUUAAUUAGAAUCAUUUGCCUUUCA